Molecule: messenger RNA, 3888 nt
Organism: Linum trigynum
Lineage: Eukaryota; Viridiplantae; Streptophyta; Magnoliopsida; Malpighiales; Linaceae
Source: the annotation of a GenBank genome assembly
AUGGAUCCGGCGGGCACGCCACUCGGUAAAAUGCUCUUGGAGGAGAUCACUCCGGUGGUCAUGGUGCUCCGCACGCCUUCCGUCGAAGAAGCCUGCGUUAAGAACGGCCUUUCCUUCGUCGAAAUGCUGAGCCCCUUCUGCAACUUCAGCAAUAUCGAUGUUCCAUUGCGCACGUCGAGUGAUCAGCCUUACAGGUUGCACAAGUUCAAGCUGAGGCUGUUUUAUGAGUCGGAUGUUCGUCAGCCAAAUAUUGAGGUAGCAAAGGAGCGAUUGAAGCAGGUAAUCACCAAGGCUGGGGAGAAAGAGAAUUUGGAGUUGAUAUCUGACCCACCUCAAGUCAGUAAUUUACUUGAUAGCUCUAAAUCUGAACUUUUACCCUCAUGGUUUGAAUACCUUAACAAGGAGCUCAUACGUACAGCCUCCUUUUCAGAGCAUGAAACCUUUGACCACCCUGUGGGAUGUCUUUUAGUUGUGUCAUCAAAGGAUGAGCAGCCUAUUAACAGAUUUAUUGACCACUUCAACACUAACAAGUUACCCUCGCUUCUAAAUGAUGGUGCAAUGGAUCCGAAGAUCUUGAAGCAUUAUUUAUUGGUGCAUGACAAUCAUGAUGGGUCUUCAGAAAAGGCUUCAAAAAUCCUGUCAGAAAUGAAAAGUACAUUUGGUACAAAUGAGUGCCACUUACUUUGCAUUAAUUCUUCACAAGAUGCAAAAAUGGAACAUCAAGAUGAUCCUUGGGCUUCUUAUAAAUAUGAUGGUUCCCCUGUUCAGCGCCUCGGUUGUUGCCUCGAUGUUGAUGAUAUUAGUGCGUUAAAAGAUCUGAUGCAUGAAUUUUCAUCUAAACAUGUGAUCCCAUAUAUGGAGCAAAAAGUUCGUAUACUAAAUCAACAGGUAUCUGCUACAAGAAGGGGUUUUAGAAACCAAAUCAAGAACUUGUGGUGGAGAAAAGGAAAAGAUGACCCAAAUGAAAUGCCUAGUGGUUCCAUGUAUACCUUUAGCUCUAUUGAGUCGCAGAUUAGAGUUCUGGGGGACCAUGCUUUCAUGUUGCAUGAUUAUGAACUUGCAUUAGCCAACUAUCGCCUUAUAUCAACAGAUUAUAAACUUGACAAGGCUUGGAAGCGCUAUGCUGGAGUACAGGAAAUGAUGGCACUUGCAUACUUCCUUCUAGAUCAAUCAAGGAAGGAGGCGGAGUAUUGUAUGGAAAAUGCAUUUAACACUUAUCUGAAACUUGGGUCUUCAGGUCAGCAAAAUGCAACACGUUGUGGUCUUUGGUGGAUAGAAAUGUUAAAGACAAGAGAUCAGUAUAAAGAGGCGGCCUCAGUUUAUUUCCGCAUCUGUAGUGAGGAACUGCUACAUUCAGCCGUUAUGCUUGAGCAAGCAUCAUACUGCUACCUGUUCUCUAAGCCACCCAUGCUGUACAAAUAUGGAUUUCAUCUUGUGCUUUCUGGUGAUCGCUAUAGGAAAACUGAUCAGAUUAAACAUGCAAUUCGCACAUACAGAAGUGCUCUCUCUGUUUAUAGGGAAACCACUUGGAGCUACAUCAGAGAUCAUGUUCAUUUCCAUAUCGGGCAGUGGUAUGCUCUUCUUGGUUUCCAUGAUGUGGCUGUGAGACACAUGUUGCAAGUCCUGGCAUGUAGUCAUCAGUCUAAAGCAACUCAGGAGCUAUUCCUGCGGGACUUUCUCCAAAUCUUUCAGGGAGCAGGGAAGACAUUUGAGGUUCCAGGGCUUCAAUUGCCUGUGAUUGACAUCUCAUCGCUUAAGGUUGUUUUUGAGGACCAGCGGACCUAUGCAUCCUCUCUUGCGGCUAGUGUCAGGGAAAGUUUGUGGCGUUCAUUAGAGGAGGAUUUGAUUCCUUCAUUGCCUGGUGCUAGGACUAACUGGCUGGAUGUGCAGACAAAGCUUAUGCCUAAGAGACUCAGAGAAUCAAAUGUCUGUGUGGCUGGAGAGGCAAUAAAGGUGGUUGUUGAAUUUAAGAACCCACUGCAGGUCCCUAUCCCUAUUUCUAAUGUGUCUUUAAUAUGCGAGCUUUCAAGAUCAGAGGAAGAGAUAUCUGACACGAAUGCUUCGACCUCUGAACUUGCAAAUGAUGAAGACCAUCAAAGGGUUGUGAGCUCUGACAGUGGAUCAGUUAUUUUGUCUGAAUUUGAUUUCUCACUAGGAGGUGGUGAGAAGAAGUUGGUGGAGUUGACAGUUACUCCUAAACUGGAAGGCACGCUAAAACUUGUUGGUGUCAGAUGGAAAUUUUCAGGUUGUGUUGGUUUUUACACUUUUGAGUCCAUACUUUUGGUGAAGAAAAUCGCAAGGGGAAAGAGAAAGGCGAAGGCGAAGCAAUCACCUCUCAAUGACCUUAAGUUUGUAGUUAUCAAGCCAGUACCAAAGCUCGAGGGUCACAUUCGUUCUUUUCCAGAAAAGGCAUAUGCUGGACAUAUACAGCCUCUUAUUUUGGAGUUGAAGAACCAAUCAAACUGCUCUAUAAAGAAUCUCAAGAUGAAGAUAAGUCAUCCUAGAUUCCUUAGUAUUGGGAAUAAAGAAGUUCCGCAUGUUGACUUUCGUGCUUGCUUAGAGAAGCAGUCAGACAACAAACAAGGUGGCACACGUGCUAAUCUAAAGAAGGCGUCUCAAGGUGUUUUCCUGUUUCCUGAGGAUGUUGCAAUAAAGGGGGACAAGCCAUUAUUAUGGCCCCUUUGGCUUCGUGCUGCUGUUCCUGAAAAUUUCCUGCUAUACAUAAUUAUAUACUAUGAGAUGGAGGAUGCAUCUAGUGUGAUGAAGUACCGCACUCUGCGGUUGCACUAUAAUUUGCAGGUGUUGCCAUCAUUGGAUGUUUCAUUUAAAAUCAGUCCUUGCCCUUCAAGAUUGCAAGAGUUCCUUGUGCGGAUGGAUGUUGUCAAUAAAGCUAGUUCGCAGAGUUUCCAGGUCAGCCAGCUUUCUACCGUUGGAGACAACUGGGGAAUUUCAAGGCUUCAACCAAUAGACGGAAUCAUACCUUCACAAUCUUUAACUGUUGGCCAGGCAUUCUCAUUUUUCUUUAUGCUCAAGAGUCGUAGGCUGUCAUCGGUGGAUGCGGCAACUCAUGUCCCAGAUCUCUCUCCUGAUGUUGACAAUGAUGUCAUAUUGUGCCCUGGGAGCGUGAAAGAGCCCCUUGUUAACGCAACCCACUCACCUCUUGCCAAUUUCCAUGAUUCAGAAAGAUUACAACAUGGGAUCCAUAAUCAGAAAGAUGACAAUACAGUGGACUUCGUCUUGAUUUCUCGGCCGCUGAAAUCUGAUACAAAUUCAGAAGAAGAUUCUGAUCAACCUCAACUCUUCUCCCAUCACGCGUGUUACUGCAGAACUGCAAGCACAAGCCCGAUAUCUUGGACAAUGAUUGGACCUCGGACCAAAUACCACAACUUCUCAUCUUCGUUCUGUGAAAUAAAUCUGAAGAUGACCAUCCACAAUUCGUCAGAUGCCAUUGCAUCCAUAAGCAUCAGCACGGCCGAUUCUGCAGGCCAGUCAGAUGCACUACCUUCUCAAGGUGGAUGGAAGCCUGUGGUUAAAGAAAUUAAGGCUGCUUCGCCUAAAGCUGCUGGAAUCAUAGCAGGGAACUCGCCAGAGUCGUUGUCGUCAUUGAAACCUGUCGCCUCUCCGGUCUCUUCGUUUAUCUGGUCUGGCUCAAGUUCUAGUAACUUCCAGCUCGGCCCCAGGUCCUCCACUGAUAUUCCCAUGCAGAUCUGUGUCUUCUCCCCUGGCACAUAUGAUCUGUCGAGCUAUGUGUUGAAUUGGAAUCUGAGACAGGAUGACGGCGGCUGCGAUCAGUUGGAAGCAAAGGAAAGUAACCCUGAAGAGACGAGGAAACUAUCGGGAACUUGCUCAGGGUAUCCCUACUUCCUGACGGUUCUUCAAUCUGUCUAG